Protomyces lactucae-debilis is the source of this 399-nucleotide messenger RNA. RefSeq names its product ribosomal protein L14 domain-containing protein. Gene Ontology annotation, molecular function: structural constituent of ribosome; large ribosomal subunit rRNA binding. Bases 1 to 399 code for a protein of 132 amino acids. The transcript has a single exon. Gene Ontology annotation, biological process: translation. Gene Ontology annotation, cellular component: cytosolic large ribosomal subunit; ribosome. The record is from RefSeq and is a predicted model, not a curated record. Lineage: Eukaryota; Fungi; Ascomycota; Taphrinomycetes; Taphrinales; Protomycetaceae.
AUGUCCGGAAACAAGUUCCGCAUGACCCUCGGUCUCCCCGUCGGAGCCGUUAUGAACUGCUGCGACAACUCAGGUGCAAAGAACCUCUACAUCAUCUCCGUCAAGGGCAUCGGAGCCAGACUCAACAGGCUCCCUGCAGCCGGUGUCGGUGACAUGGUCAUGGCUACCGUCAAGAAGGGAAAGCCAGAGCUCCGUAAGAAGGUUAUGCCUGCUAUUGUUGUCAGGCAGCGCAAGCCUUGGCGUCGUCGAGACGGUGUCUUCCUCUACUUUGAGGACAACGCAGGUGUUAUUGUCAACCCUAAGGGCGAGAUGAAGGGAUCAGCCAUCACUGGACCAGUCGGUAAGGAGGCUUCAGACAUUUGGCCCCGUAUCGCGUCAAACUCUGGCGUCGUGUGCUAG